UAAUAUUAUUUAAAACGUCAGAGUAGUCAGUGUAUUGUAUAAUUCCAAAUUUCUUGUUAUCACAUCGAGUAAAUGGGACGCAAAAACCACAAGACUAGAAGGAAAGUCAAAGUGCACUCGAAGAUCCAGCCUCCUCAGAAAAUCAAAGUGAAGCUGCCGAAAGAACAUAAACGCAGCACUCUUCGUCCCAAGAUUCAGAACUCGAAGGUUUUCCACGUUAACUGCUGCAAGUACAAGAUCCGUUCGAGGCCCAUGAGAUGCAAUCAGUGCAACCUGGCCACCCAGUGCCCCUCCCGCACGGUCGCUCUCGCCCCGUCUGUGCCGCUCCUGCAUCAUCCUGUCCGGCGAAAGGUGGUCCAUAUGCCGGAAACCGUUGUCAUGCAUAUGCGGAAUAUGGAGAACGCCCGCCGAGUGGCGGAUAUGCACAGAAGAACCCUUAUUCAAACAUAUGUUCCCUCGCCGGAUGAGGAUGAUGACGAAGAUACACACCAAAUCGAUCGGAGGUCAAGGCAAGUCUAUAGGAGAGACCGACAGAGACCCUUAUCCAGCCACUUGGAUGUGAAUGACAUGGACUUGGACCCGUUUCAGUAGGGAUGUGUGUUGGAAAUAUAGUUGCCAAUCCACAUAUCCCGUGAGACGAGGGAUUCCGUUGCCACUUCUAACUAGUUGCUUCGCCCCAUGGGCAUAUCGUGAUCAUCCAUAAAACCACGCCCCUCCGCCAGUCUCCCCGCCCACCCAAGCUGUCCAGGACAAUUAAUUUUGCCCCGGCUUGUCAGCUUAUUGUUUAUCUACAUAACUACGGAACACGAAGAGAACAGAGAACAGAGGACGACUGCCCUGAGCUGUCGUGUCAUUUAUUCAGCUGCUCCGACCGGGCUCGACUUUCGAUAUCCUUUGGGCCGCGGUGCAGUUGCCACACCAUUUAUGCCAUUAAGUCAUUAGCUUUGUUUAACAAAUAACAAACUGUCAAUGAGUGAUUAACGAUGUUUUUCGCAUGAACUGCAAUUAGCCGCCGCCGCCGCCACCGUGGACGUGGACUUCGUCGUUCGCCGCCCGACUUCUUUUCCCUGACAAAUGGGUGUGAUUUCGCUCCCGGCGGUGCUCCAGUGGAUCCGAGGUGCACUGCCUGGAUGUGGUUUGAUGUUGGUGGUGGUGGCGGGUGGAUGGUAGAUGGUGGGCUCACCGGGUGACAAGCACUCGUUAUUGAUGCGCCCCCAAGCUGCCGUCACUUGGCAAUUAUUGUGUAUUGUGCUCCGAGUCAACGGCAUUUGCCAUAGUCGUGGAACAGUCACACUCAUCGCAGUUUGCAUUUAUCAUUGAAGGGUAGUGCUGGCAUUUUAAGGAGCCAUUUUGGUAGCUAGCAAUCGAAAGUGUAUCACUUUCCAGCCGA
Drosophila simulans is the source of this 1390-nucleotide messenger RNA. RefSeq lists its product as uncharacterized. The record is from RefSeq and is a predicted model, not a curated record. NCBI's taxonomy places the organism in Eukaryota, Metazoa, Arthropoda, Insecta, Diptera, Drosophilidae. The coding region runs from base 73 to 591 and encodes 172 amino acids. The transcript has 2 exons.